UCCAUGAUCUCUACGCGCUUUCAAGUCAAUACACUACUAUAUCAUUUACGGUGUGAAACUUCACUCUAAACUCAAUCUUCUACUUACAUUUCUUCCAGCCUAGCUACUUUGCUUGCAAGAAGCCAUGGGAACACGAGUUACAAGUGUUGUUGUGAUAUUGUUACUAUUUGCUCUUGUUUUCAUAGAAUUGGGAGUUGGUGUUGGGUUGCAAAUUAGUAGAGAUGAUCAUCAAUCAAAUGUAAGCUGCACAGAGGGUGAGCUUAAAGCUCUAUUCAAGUUGAGGGAAUCUCUCGUUGAUCAUUCAAAUCGUUGUUUGCCGUCGUGGGUUGGAGAAUACUGUUGUACGUGGACGGGAGUGGGCUGCAGCAAGAGGACACGCAGAGUCGUGAAGCUUGAUCUACACAAUCCAAUUCCGCUCGAUCUUUAUUUAUACUUCACUGACAGCAAUUAUAUAAAAAAAUAUGAUGCAGCCAGGUUGCAAGGUGAGAUAAGUCCUUCUAUUCUCAAUCUAAGGCAUUUGCAUUACAUCGAUUUGAGCUUUAAUAAUUUUCCAGGAACCCAAAUUCCAGAAUUCCUUGGCUCCCUUAAGAACCUAAGAUAUCUUGACCUCUCUUUUUCAAAUUUUGUGGGGCAAAUUCCCCCUCAAUUUGGAAACCUCUCCAACUUGCAACAUCUCAAUCUUGGCUUAAACUAUUUACAAGGUCCAAUUCCUGAUACUCUUGGAAGGAUGUCAUCUCUCACUUUUCUUGAUCUUGGUGACACUAGAUAUUCAGACUCCCCAAUUAUGCCUAGUUGGUUGUGUGAAAUGAGCAGCCUUGUUCAUUUGGGACUCCAAUAUAUAAGUUACCGAGGUCCAAUUCUUCCUUGCCUUUGGAACUUGACUUCUCUCACAGUCCUCGAUCUCUCUUGGAAUAGUUUUGAAGGUUCAGUCCCAAGUGAGAUAGGCAAUCUUACACAACUUACUGUCCUUGACCUCUCUGACAACAAUUUAGAAGGUGAAAUACCAAACACCAUAAGGAAUCUCUGCAGCUUGAGCAGUUUCCAUUUGUCUCAUAACAAGUUCACCGGAGAGGUACCAUUUUUUCAGGGAAAUACGUCUACUUGCCUCCAAAAAAGUUUAAAGGAGUUACAUCUCCAUUCAAAUAAAUUUAGUGGUUUUCUGCCGAAUCAGUUGGGAGAGUUUAGGAUGCUAGAGGUGUUUGAUAUAUCUGACAAUUCUUUUGAUGGUAUCAUAUCUGAAAUUCACUUUGCCAAACUCACAAGGUUAGUACGGUUGGACAUGUCCUCAAACUUGUUAAUUAUGAAUGUGAGCAUCCAAUGGGUUCCUCGUUUUCAACUCCAAUUUAUUCACAUGUCUUCCUGCAAAUUGGGACCCCAAUUUCCUCCAUGGCUUCAAACACAAAAACUUGUUGAAGAGUUGGUAAUUUCCAAUGCAAGCAUCUCAGAUACCAUCCCCAACUGGUUUGAGGAUUUGUAUUCUGGUAUCCACGGCUUAGAUAUAUCUUACAACCAGAUUUGUGGAAAGUUGCCGAAGUUUCAAGAAUCUAAUGCUAUCUAUGGGCGGUAUCUAUAUUUGAAUUCCAACAAGUUUGAGGGCCCCUUAACACCAUUUCUGUCAGAUGUCACGGAAUUAGAUUUGGCCGACAACUUACUUUCAGGACAUUUUCCUCUCGGUGAUGAUAAUAUUCAUUUGAAUUUUAGAGUUCUUUUUAUCUCAAAUAACAGUUUGACUGGUAAUAUUCCGAAGUACAUAUGCAAGGCCAUGGAUAUGCGAGUACUUGAUCUCUCAACAAAUAAAUUAUCAGGAACACUCCCUUGGUGCAUGGGGGACUUGGAUCAACUGGCAGUGCUUGAUCUGACAAAUAACUAUCUAGAUGGUCAUAUUCCAAGUUCUCUAGGUUCUCUGAGACUGCUCGAAUCGUUACACUUGCGUAACAACAAGCUUCAUGGGAAGAUCCCAUCUUUGCAGAAUUCGACAUAUCUGAACGUUCUGGAUCUAGGUGAUAAUGAAUUAACUGAUAUUAUCCCUUCAUGGAUUGGAGAAAUGUCUUUUCUACAAUUUCUCACUCUUCGAUCGAAUAAGUUCCACGGUUAUAUUUCUCCACAACUUUGCCACCUCUCUGCUCUUCAAGUGUUAGACCUAUCACAUAACUAUAUAAGUGGAAAUAUUCCUCGCUGCUUUGCCAACUUCACUACCAUGGUUGCGAAUCCCAAUGCGGAACAUACAGAGAAGUGGUAUCCACAAUACCAAGAGAGCAUUUUAAAUUACAUUAAAGGAGUUGAAGUUGAAUACACCAAAACACGCGCAUUUCUCACAUCUAUAGAUGUUUCAAAUAAUCAGAUAGUUGGAGAGAUUCCUGAGGAGUUGAUGGAUCUUAUUGGGUUGCGGAAUUUCAACGCAUCCAAAAAUCAUCUAAGUGGAAGGAUCCCAAAGAAGAUUGGAAAUAUGACAGCUUUGGAAUCACUUGAUUUGUCCACAAACAAACUUUCUGGUUCAAUCCCUCCAAGCUUGUCCGCUUUGAACUUCUUAAGCUACUUGAACUUGUCAUUCAACAACUUGUCAGGUCCAAUACCAACAGGAAAUCAACUCCAAACACUCAAUGAUCCAUCUAUCUAUAUGGGCAAUAAUCAACUUUGUGGAUCACAAAUCUUUAAGAGCUGCCCUGGUGAUACUUCAUCUGAUGGUCAUCAUCAUGAUCAACAUGUUCCUGAGUCGGAAGAACGUCUGGCAUUCUAUACUGCCAUUGGACCGGGUUUCUUGGUUGGCUUCUUGGGAAUUUGUGGCAUUUUGCAUUUCAAAAAGUCUUGGAGGUAUGCGUGGUUUCAGUUUGUGGAGAAUACUUUCAACAACCUACUGGUGGCAGUUGCAGUAAAGGUAGCUUGGGUGCAGAGAAAGUUCCACAAAGAUGAAAUGGGAGGAUAAUUUCCUCUCUAAAAUGGUUUUAAAUUCAGUUGAAGCAAAUGAGAUUCAGGUGGACGCUGACAGAAUGAGCAGUGGGUUUUCGUAUGCUGUCGAUGGAAAAGGAUCAGUACUCAAUAAAGUUCAGAAAAAUAAAGUUAGACAAUGAUAUUAUA
Messenger RNA from Cornus florida, 3075 nucleotides. Its product is annotated as receptor-like protein EIX2. The transcript has 2 exons. Bases 125 to 2923 code for a protein of 932 amino acids. Gene Ontology annotation, molecular function: protein binding. The record is from RefSeq and is a predicted model, not a curated record. NCBI's taxonomy places the organism in Eukaryota, Viridiplantae, Streptophyta, Magnoliopsida, Cornales, Cornaceae.